GAAAGCAUCCCUCCACGGACGCCAGUGCUGCUGUAGCCUACCAGCACACAAUUGCCCCGUACGUGCAGAUAGUACUCUGGUUCGAUGGCUUCAGGGAAACGGAAUUUCUGCAUUUGAGCUUCAGUUCGGUGAUUCGGGACUUUCGGGAGCUUUCAAUGUAAUAUUUGACACGGCUGCUGCAGACCGGUGACUUCUUCCCAAAGACCAGACGAAGUGCCAAGUGAUGCCAAAACAGUGCGCGCGGACAACCAAUCAGUGCGUGUUUCUCUCUUUAUCAAGUAUUUGGAUUUGGCAAAUCAAAGCCUUUCAAGGUUCAUUCCUUCAACUAACUUCAUAGUUUGCUUGAAUUCUUUUUUAACUUGGAAUAUUGGAUGUUUUUCUUCUUCAUAAAAACCCUUUUAGUCACUUCAAUGGGAUUGUGACCUCUCAUCAAUGAAGUCCGGCAGGUGACCAACUAAUUAAAUAUGAGAAGUUUGAUUGUUUUUAUUCUAUAUUUAUCAACGUGUCUGUCAGCGGUGAGUGGAAGACAUCCAACAUGUAACUUCCUUCUGGAGCUUGAGAAAGACCAGGAGGAAUGUCUUGUGAAGCUGAGGGAACAAGAAUCUUCAAAUGCCUCCAAAGGAGCGGGAUGCAAAGCUAUCUGGGAUAACAUAGCAUGUUGGGGCCGUGCAGAGGUUGGAGAGACCGUCUCUAGGGAAUGUCCCAGAGUGCUCAAGACAUUCUUUGGCAGAAAUGGAAACAUAAGUAAGAACUGUACAGAGGACGGAUGGUCUGAAGUUUUUCCCCAAAUAACCCGUGUGUGUGGGGCAGAGGAAAAGCAUGAUAAGCUGGUCUUCUUUAUGGUGGUGAAGACUCUGUACACCCUGGGCCACAGUUUGUCUUUGAUCGCCCUCACAACCGGGAGCGCCAUCCUCUGUGUAUUCAGAAAACUCCACUGCACGAGGAACUACAUUCACCUCAACCUGUUCUUUUCCUUCAUCCUGAGGGCGGUGGCGGUCCUUGUGAAGGACGACAUCCUCUUCUCUCGCAGCAAUCAGUGUUCUGAGCUGCCUUCACUGAUUGGAUGCAAGGCGAGCCUGGUGAUUUUUCACUACUUUAUCAUGGCCAACUUCUUCUGGUUGCUGGUUGAGGGCCUCUACCUCCAUAUGCUGCUGAUUGUCAUCUUCUCUGAAAAUAGGCACUUCAUCGUUUAUCUUCUCAUUGGCUGGGGAAUCCCAACAGUGUUUGUUUCUGCAUGGGCUAUUGCAAGGGUUUAUUAUGAGGAUACUGGCUGCUGGGAACAGAAUGAUAACCCAAUCCCAAUGUGGGUGAUCAAUGUGCCCAUAGGAAUCUCCAUCAUGGUGAACUUCCUCCUGUUCAUCAGUAUUAUAAGAAUCCUGGUUCAGAAACUGAGGUGUCCUGAUGUGGGUGGCAACGACCAGUCACAAUACAGGAGGUUGGCCAAAUCCACUCUCCUGUUGAUCCCUCUGUUUGGCAUCCAUUAUGUUGUCUUUGUGUCUCUCAAUGAAUCCAUGGUAGAUUACAAAAUCUUCUUUGACCUCGCUAUCGGAUCCUUUCAGGGCCUGGUGGUUGUCAUCCUGUACUGUUUCUUAAACAGUGAGGUUCAAGGGGAACUGAAGAGAAAAUGGCAGAGUAUAUGCCUCAACUGCCAUAUGGCCAGAAACUACACCCAGCACAACACCUCAGCCUCCAGAAACGGCUCAGAGAACAUGGCUCAGUUCCAACGUAACUGUCGGGCCCAGUCCUUCCUGCAGACCGAGACUACUGUACUGUGAGGGCUGCGGGUAAAGAGGCAUCUGUCUCCAUUAAAACGCUAUAAAACUCUGCUAUUGGCCUAAAUACACACUACAGCAAGCAUAGGCUACAGUUGUGGGCACUAAAAAGUUAGGUUGGCCCACAGUAUUGGCAGAACAAUUACGGAAAUGGCUUUAGGAUCUUCUAAUGAGUCUAUCUAUGUCUAUUAAACCUGUACCCUUUAUUGUGCCUGCAACUUAUGGCAGAUGUCAUAACAGGGUAUUUUUAACAGAUAUGAAUAAAUUGGUCUUUCUGCAGUAAUGCCAAUGUUUUUAAGUCAUUGGUUAGUUUAAAUAAACCUUUCAUUAAACGAUGCCAGGGUGAAGUGCUGUGCAUGGCUAGUAUACUUCUCCCUCUUCCUCUCUCUUUCCCUCUCCCUCUUCCUCUCUCUUUCCCUCUUCCUCUCCCUCUGUGGUGAAAUGGAUUUCACACUGUGCAUAAUGAAAUGACCUCAUGCAGCCCUCCACCCAUGUGUUCUGACACUAGUCUAAAUGAACAAUGUCUUUCAAGUUAAUAUCUGAGUCUCAAAUGGCACCCUAUUUCCUAUAUAGUGCACCACUUUUGACCAAAGCCCUAUGGACCCUGGUCAAAAGUAAUGCACUAAACAGGGAAUAGGGUGCCAUUUGGGACAUUGACACUAUCGUUUGAGUCAUUUGUGAUGACUUUCAGAGUGAAAAGAACUAAAGGGUAAGAGAUUUAUGGAUUCAAAUUAACAAUGGUUUCAUCUUGACCGUCAAACAUUGUAUCUACUUUCGUAAAUGUAAAACAACUGUAGCAUAGAUUUAGUUUUCUUCAUGGUUCAUUUGCUGUUUAAACAAUUAAGCAAUGGGUUGUCGAACUGAACUGGGGUUCUAGUAGAUCUAAUUUUGUAAAACAUGAUUACAAGGAGACUAGGAUUGUCAUGGCAAAGAUGUAUAGAUAUACAGUAUGUACAUUUGACAUGUUGCUUUGUAUUACCGUCGAGAGGAUUAAAAUGGAUAUAGAGACUUAAAUGAGAUAGUUGAGAACAAGUACAAUAUGAGCAGGUAGGAGAGGAGAUGAAUUGUAAAGGACCAUUGUGUAUAUUAGAGGGUCUAUUGACCUACUGCAAAGUCUAAAGUACUGGUAUGUCAUUUUUGCUAAGAUAUUACUCAGCAUUAUUUUCUGCAAAGACACCAUGAAUGUCAUACCACAACAUGAUUGAUGAACAAUCUCUUGUUAGUAUUGUAUCAUGAAUGUAAUUUUCCUCUUUAUCUUUUACAGUAUGUUAUGCUUUUGUGUGUGUUCAUUCCUCACUAAGACAACCAACCAAAGCCAUCUCUGUUGUAAGUUAUGUAAGUCGCUCUGGAUAAGAGCGUCUGCUAAAUGACUUAAAUGUAAAUGUAUGUACCUAUCCUGUCUAUUUAAAUUUUAACUCAAGGUAUGAGUUCUGUGGUAGAUCCAUGCUCCUGUCUGGACUGCUAUACACACAUCCAUCCGGCUGAACAAACUGACCCUGAACCAGACCGGGAUUUCAGGUGCUUCGUGUAGAUAUGGAAGACAGAUAGGAAAUGACUGCUGAUUACCUCACAAAGGUGUUUCCACUGACAAGGUGACAAUGUUUAGACUUGAGGUCAUAUGAGAAGGAGACCUAAGCUCCAACACGGUCAUCUUUUGUGUUUCCUAGAAAAAUCCGCCCAAAUGUACUAUUAUUCCCUGAUCUCCGAAGACAUUUCAAAUGUUGAGCGAACUCAUGUAUUUGCCAUGUAGAAAUCUGCCAGGAUUGUGUUUUUUGCAUGUUUGUCAUUGAUGUAGUCAAUCAAAAUGUUAACAGUGCCUAAUACUUUCUAUUUCAUCUUAGAGUUAUUUUAUUCUACAUUCUGUUGCUGUCUCCUUCCCAAAUGGCACAAUAUCCCCUACAUGGUGCACUACUUUGACCCUCUCUGGUCAAAAGUAGUGGACAAUAUAGGGAAUAGGGUGCCAUGUAGGGUGCAUCCUAUGUGUAUAUUAAAGAUCCAAGGAGAUGGAGAAGUGGAGUAAUGUCAUAGCUACCACAGUUAAUGUGUUCAUUUUGUGAACAUUAGUGAUGUAUCCUUGUAUUGAUGAGCCUGAACACCAGUCUGUUUGUGUUUUCAUGCCAAGUGUCAUGCACAUUGUCAUUGGCUUUACAUGGACCGCCAUGGAGUUGGCAAGAGCAUAAACAGAUCUGGAACCAGGCUAUGUAUUGAUGUCCUUAUGAGAACAAAAUGUAUUUUUGCCUUCAUGGUCAAGAGAUAUUUCCAUUAGCUGAUUUCUCACCGCUAUACAGUGGACAUGCUCUAACACUUUUAUAUAUUAGCAACAUGCUUUCGAAUGAUGCUUUGUUUAAUGUCUGGGUAUGUAUGUUAUGAGCACAUGAUGAAUAAACUUGACCUUCAA
This is a messenger RNA of Oncorhynchus nerka (sockeye salmon), 4170 nucleotides long. RefSeq names its product vasoactive intestinal polypeptide receptor 2-like. The transcript is spliced from 13 exons. Gene Ontology annotation, biological process: adenylate cyclase-modulating G protein-coupled receptor signaling pathway; cell surface receptor signaling pathway. The record is from RefSeq and is a predicted model, not a curated record. Gene Ontology annotation, molecular function: peptide hormone binding; G protein-coupled peptide receptor activity; vasoactive intestinal polypeptide receptor activity. Gene Ontology annotation, cellular component: plasma membrane. NCBI's taxonomy places the organism in Eukaryota, Metazoa, Chordata, Actinopteri, Salmoniformes, Salmonidae. Bases 465 to 1775 code for a protein of 436 amino acids.